Messenger RNA from Tachysurus vachellii, 5775 nucleotides. RefSeq names its product protein phosphatase 1, regulatory subunit 12C (gene ppp1r12c). Bases 369 to 2474 code for a protein of 701 amino acids. Gene Ontology annotation, molecular function: phosphatase regulator activity; protein kinase binding; enzyme inhibitor activity. Lineage: Eukaryota; Metazoa; Chordata; Actinopteri; Siluriformes; Bagridae. Gene Ontology annotation, cellular component: cytoplasm. The record is from RefSeq and is a predicted model, not a curated record. The transcript has 20 exons. Gene Ontology annotation, biological process: signal transduction.
UUUUUUGACACUGUUUGACAGCCGCGAUGUCAAGUCGUUGUCCCUAAAGCUUUUUAUUAUUUUUUCCCCCCUGUCGACUUCUUAUUUAGGUCGGGGAACUACAUACGAUGAUAAUCAAACGUAAAAAGUGUUUAGGCUGAUAUUAAGAAUUCGGCCGAGACGCUUUUGUUUGUUGUUAAAGAAAGCUCGCGCGCUAGCCGUGAACUUCCUUCAAGCGAUUUUGAAUAAGGAAGUAGCUCAAUUAGCUUAGCCUAGCCUAGCCUAGCCAGCUAGCUAGCUCUCGAUAUGUAAACAUCUCAAAUGGAGGGUGUGUCCGAGUGAAUUUUUUUUUUUUCCUGAUUAUUUUAAAGAGAUCAUUUUUGGGGAGAAUGGGCGACGCGGCGAAAGUUCAGCGUCGGGAGCAGUUAAAACGCUGGAACGGCUCGACUACAGACCGAGAACCGGCCGCGCCGAGGAGACGCUGGCGGGAUGUAGAGGAGGAUGGACGGGAAGAUGGAGAGAAAACACAGGACGCAGACGGCCAACGACCUGGCCGGCAACACAUCAAAAGAAGAAAGCAUGUUCGAUUUGAGAGGACGGCAGAGUUCCUGGCCGUCUGUGCCAGCGGAGACACAGAGGAGGCGAAGGAGAUGCUGAAGGAGGUGCAGGUUAUAAGCAAUGGGGACAAAAUGUCUGGACAGGACAUGGUUAAUUCUUCCAAUGCCGACGGAAUCUCAGCACUGCACCAGGCUUGCAUCGACGGUAGUAUCGAGGUGGUGGUCUUCCUCUUGUCUCAAGGUGCUAACGUAAACCAGGUGGACAACGAGGGCUGGACCCCGCUUCACGUAGCAGCUUCCUGUGGGAACAUGGAAAUUGCUGAAUACUUGCUGCAGAGGGGAGCAUCUCUUAGCUCGGUGAACUGUGAUGGCGACGUACCAUUAGAUAUCGCCAAAGACGAAGCCAUGGAGGCACUAUUGCAGCAGCACACCCUGAAACAUGGUGUGGAUGUGGAGGCAGCUAAGCGUUUGGAGGAGGAGUGUAUCAUGCGUGAUGCCCGUGGUUGGCUUACAGACGGUGUGCCAGCUGAUCUGCACCACCCCAGGACUGGAGCUACACCCCUUCAUGUUGCGGCUGCAAAGGGCUACCUAGAAGCCAUCAAGUUGCUGUGUCAGUGUGGCCUGGAUGUGUCUGCUAAAGAUGGGGACGGCUGGACUCCGCUCCAUGCUGCAGCCCACUGGGGUCAGAGUGAGGCCUGUUGUCUCCUCGCAGAGCAACUUUGUGACAUGGAUGCCUGCAGCAAUGGGGGUCAGACUCCAUUUGAUGUUGCUGAUGAAAGUGUGGAGACCUUGCUGGAGGAAUUAUUGCAGAGACAAGCUAGUUGGCGAACCGAACAAGCCAUUAAGGAUAAACAGAAUGCGCAAGCAUCCGCAAACGGCAACGCUGCCAAAAGACGCAGAAGCUCGGUGUGUAGGAUGAGCAGCCGAGAAAAGAUGAGCUUGCAGGAUCAGUCAAAGGAACGAGGAGUCUCUGGAGGCCUGGAGAUAAAUGAGGACAAAGAGAGCAGUCCUGAGGCUUCCACGGUGUCAAGUCCAGAUACAGAAAGCAUCACUACCUCCACAGUCAGCCCUGCUGACAAGACCCCUGAAGAGAAGGAAGCGGAGGAGAAAGAGCAGGAGCGAGAGAGCCGAACUGCUCGUGUUCCUCCCACGCUGCAAAGAAGCGAAUCAACCCCAGAGAGUCCUAGCGGUCCCUCUAGUGACGGCAAGAAAUACCAGGCUCCAGUUCGAGACGAGGAGUCAGAGUCUCAGAGAAGAGCUCGGUCACGACUCAUGCGCCAGUCACGACGCUCCACUCAGGGAGUGACCCUGACCGACCUCAAAGAGGCGGAAAAAAUCGUUAAUAGGACGUCUGAACCUCAGCCCAGUCUUCAGCCCGUCAGUCCUGUUGUCACGGUAACGCCAGCAGAGAGAGAUACAGAGCCUGGGAAGGCUGCUAGCCCGGAGGGAGACUCCAAACUGGGUGUAAAUGUGAAAGAUCGCCGUAGAGCAAGGAGAGAGAGACGAUCGACUGGCAUUGCUGCUCUUAUGGGAGAGACAGAGGACCUGGAUGCAAACGAGCCUACACGUGCAUACAGCACCUCAAGUGACACCCAGCCAGGAGAUGUAAAAUCCUUACUAUCCCUGGAUUUCAGAAAGCUGUAUGUGGAGGUGUUGAAGGAGAACGGCGCUCUGAGAGAGAAGCUUCAGGAGACGCAGCUGCAGCUCAGCGAGUGUAAAGUAGAGCUCGAGCGACUCAGACAGGUCUGCAGCCAGGAAAACGGUUGUGACCGACCGGCUCUACUGGAACUAGAAAGAUUUGAAAAGAAAGCUCUCGAGAGGAAAGCAGCAGAGCUUGAAGAUGAACUCAAGGUUCUGGUCGAUUUGCGUGCCGAUAACCAGAGGCUGAAAGACGAGAACGCUGCACUCAUUCGUGUCAUCAGUAAACUCUCCAGAUGAGCCUGCCUCUUCCGCCACUUCACUGAAACCACUGCCCAUCUCUAUCCCCAGAAUAAACUAGAAGAACGCUCUUCUCCUUCAGCGUGGUCAUAACGCACUGCAACUGUGUGUGUGUGUGUGUGUGUGCGCGCGCGUGCGUGUGUGUGAUCUAUCUCACCCCUCGGGUGGCUAAACUACUGUUCUCCAAAUUAACCUGCACACAAAGGUGAACAGACCAAGCCGCAGCACAACCCUCAGUUAAAACAGCACACGGACAUGACAUCAGGAAAUUUUAGACCUCCGAUUACGACUGGCCUGAUUUUGCUCGUUCCAGGUCUCAAGAGCGGUAACACAUUACUUGAACUCAGUGAUCAAUUGAUAAACACAGGCACAAUUAUACAGCGUUUCUUUUUUUUUUUUUUUCAUAACAAUUUUAAGACAGAAAAAACGAGGCUGGUGAAGAAACUAGCAUUUAUAGCUUCUAAGUGAUAACAGGAACUAGCUCAUGUUACAUGGACGUUCCCCAAAAUUAUAUAUAAUUAUAAAUGAAUUUAAAAACAAAAAUGUAAUUUUAUGAAGUGAUAUUUUUGGCAAAUUAAUGUGGGAGGAAAACACAGUUGAGGAUUGUGCAUUUAUUGGACAAUAAUCAACUUCAGAGAAGGUUACAGUUACUUUGUUUCGUUGAUUAUUUUCCUAUAAUAGCACAAGCAUGUGACGUAUCGUGUGUUAACUGCCAUGUGUAUUAUCAUACGUGGCACUAUUCCAUAACUAACAAUGGCUUAUUCCAGCAUAUGUGCCGAUGCGUUUCUGACACGUUCAUGUCAGUGUUAUGACACUGGGUUCAAGUAACGUGUUACCUGAAGUCCAUACUUGAAGUACAGCAGGUUGGAGGCAAAAUGCAGGGUGCUUUUUUUUUCCGUAUAUUUAAUUAGAUUCUUUUUUUUUUGUGCACUGUUCUCUUAAUUAUUAUGUUUUUUUUUUUGUUUUUUUUACCUUGUAGCUUAAUGCAAAAUAAGCCAGUACAAGGUUGCCAGUUUAUAUUCUUCUUCGCUUUAGUCAUGUGUAUCCACUGUAGCUUGUAGUUUAGAUUCUGACAGUGUUGGACACCAGAGGGCACGGCCAAUCAUCGGCUUUUAGGACACAACCAAAAAAAAGGCACAUCUGGAUUUUGCCAGUUGACGUGUCAGAGUUUUUGUUUUUUUCUUCUUUUUUUUUUUCCUCUGAGUUGCUAACUUGGUCAUAUGACAGAAUUUCUUUUCACGUUUUCAUCUUGGCCCCACAACCUAGCAUGAAAUAUAGGUCAUUUAGUAGUUUCUCUAGUCAUUUCUUAAUGUCUGCUUAAUAUUAAAGGUGCAGUUUGUGAUAUUUAAAAGUGAUAAUAGCAUCGUUUGAAAAAUGCCAUAUGAAAACUGUUGUGUAUUAUUCCAUUUUAGCUUCUGUUUACAUUUUUUUCGGGUCCAAAAUUCAGCACCGCCCCCGGAUUAAACACCACCGCUCGGCUGUUUCCAGCUCGGAUCGAGGGAACAGUUGGGUUUAUCAGUUAAUCGUGGCCAUUUUCCUCACAGACAGCAGAGGGCACAAAAUUACAAACUGCUCCUUUAAUAUUGUCUCUAUCAAAGGGCCCCUUUAUGGCGUCACUUUGCUAGCAUAGGACUGUAAAAUCCUUAAACUGUUUUUUCUCUUGUCUCUAAUGUCACUAGUCAGGUUUGUAAGCAUGUUAGGUAAACCGCUAUAUUAGCAAAUGUCUAAGAUAAAAAUGUGCGCUUUGCAUAUUUAAGUGAAAGCUGCGCGUUUACACUGGAAAAUGCAGCAGAAUGUAGAGUACGAUUAACACCUAGAGGACACUUCAGGAAGACCUUGAGUUCAGCGACCCUAGUUUUGUAAUCGGCUUCUGUAUCAGAUCCUCUGCUGCAGUUUAUCCAGUCAGAAGCAUUCAUAUAAAUCAUCAAACCACAGACAAGCUAUAAACGUAAGCUCAAAAAUGGGAUAGAUUUACUGAUAAUUAGAGGCUUGUUUGUUUUUAUUAGUGGCAUGAUGGCAUUGUUUAGGGAAAAGAACAAACGAUGAUUGGACCGUGAUAUGUGUUUAUUCUCCCAGCAACAACGCAUCAAACCAGACUUGUUCCAUCUGUUCUUAGACCGUGGCACUAUUUUAACAUAAUCAGUUUAAAUGAUCUUCAGAUAAAUAGCUAAUUUACUCAUCAGUAAGUGUUAGGAAUAAUGGUUAACUUGUUGCUAGUCAGUCAGGUUAUUUGCUUUGUAGAAAGGAAUAGAAUGAAACCGGACCUUUGGCGAAUUGUACAUGGAUGUCUCCGUGCUAGAACGUGGCGUAGAAGCACUUUUGGCAGUUCUGUAAGUUAUAGAAGGGGCAGUGCCGUUAGAGGAAGCUGUACAGUCUAAAAUUUGUGUUGUACAUUUUGUGUAAUUAAGACUAGUAUCCUAGGUUAUAUCAAGCUGAAGAAAAGAAGUAGUGAUGUCACAUGAUCAAGUAUGCUAAUCAUUUCUUACUUACACUCCACCCUUUUUUGACCAGUGACACCUGACGCUCUGCAAAAUCAGGACCACGCUUGCAUUGUUAGAAUCAACACAGAUGCAAAUGUGCCAAAACCUGAAGCUCCACUACUGCGUGGCUACAGGUGCUACGCUGUUGAGGACAGGGGCUUUCUCUCUCUCGCUCUCUCUCUCUCUCUCUCUCUCUCUCUCUCUCUCUCUCUCUCUCUCUCUCUCUCUCUCUCUCUCUCUUUGUGUCUUUCUCUUUCUCUCAGGACAAGCUUAGAUCAACACUGUACUCAAGCACACUGCUACUGUAUGUCGGACCAAACAGUCAUUGACAUUGUUGCUGUUUCUCAGCGAGCGAGUAUUUAUGAGUGUAAGUGAUGUAUUACAGAACUCGUGUCCUGUGCCAAUGGUGGUGUAGGGAUUAUUUUUUUGUCAUUUAUUUUCCAAGAGAAGGAGGAGAAGAAUGUUUAUACUGUGAUUCCUGCUCUUAGAGGAACAGGCGCUUUAUAAGGUCAAAGCUUUUGACAGUUUACCAUCACAUUGUUGUUUUUUUUUUUUUUUUUACUAUUAAUUGCUCUUGUUUUUAUUAAUAUUAAUUUUAUGCCAAUGCAUGCCAAGAUUGUAUUUCGAAAAAAAAAAACAAAAAAAAACAUGUGCCUUUCUACAUAUCUAUUUUAAUAUUUUGAUGUUGCUCAGUUGAAAAGCUCUGGGCUCGUUGGCCCAAAAGUGCUCCAGUAGACUCCUACAGAUUCUGCUGUCAUUAAAAAAAACCACAUACAACCGUCUGCAUUUGGUGAAACAGCCAAUAAAAGUCAAUGGAAUCA